UCGGAUGGAGGUGGCGGCCGCCUCCAUCCGGUCCCAGUCUCGGUCUCGGUCCCUCAUCCGGGCAGGGACCGUGGUUGUAGACCACCCCCUCGUACUAGACACCCUCCCCCGGUAGUAGACCCCCCCUCCCCCGGUACAGGACAUGGCCCCCACCCCCGAUGCCCUGUCCGGGCCGUGGCUAGGAAGGGGUUAACGGCCCCGGUGUUACCGGCGGUGCCAGGACCCACCCCCCCGCACCGAUCCCCCCCCCCACGCGCCCCUUUCACUUCCCCUUUCGUUCCCGGGGUGGGGGGGGGGGGGCGAACCCGUGACCCGCGGGGAGGGGGAUGGGGGGGACCGGUCCACUCGGUGCCACCCAGUCCCCACCCGGUCCCCACGAGGGACACGGGGCCGCCAUCGCCACCCGGUCCCGGUGCCCCUCCUCACCACCCCCCCGCGGUGCCACCGGGACCCCCCCAGCCCCACCUGAGACCCGGCGCAUCCCCCCCCCUCUCCCUGGGUGCUGCCCCGUCCCCGCGGGACACGCGACCCCCCCUCUGCCGUCGGUCCCGUCCCCACGGUGCCACCGGGACCCCAGGGUGGUCCUUGGAGCACGGGGAUGCCGGUGGGCAGUGGGACCCCCCCCGCCGCGGGUGGGUGCCUUGGGGAGGGGGGAAAUAGGGGUGCGCGUGGCCGGAUUCCUGGGGAACACGAGUGGAAAGGGGCGCGCGAGGAAGUCACGCGCCCCCGGGGCCGGGACGGGCCCAGCCGGGGCCAAACUGGGGCUAAACUGGGCCGUGGCGGCGGCGGAGACGCCUCUUCCGCCCCACGGCCCCGGGACGGGGAGGGCCGGGGGGAGGGGGGCACAGCUCAUGGCCCCCCACACCCCUCCGCUCCAGUGAUCCGUCCCACGGAGCUUCCGCAUCGCUCCACCUGGCCAUGGCCGAGUACCGCAGGCUGCUGGAGGAGCUGGCCCAGAACAUCACAGCCGAGGACCUGGAGCAGCUGAAGUCAGCCUGCAAGGAGGACAUCCCCAGCGAGGAGAGCGAGGCCAUCGCCACCAGCCACCACUGGUUCUCCUUCCUGGAGAAGCACAGCAAGCUGGACAGAGACAACUUGUCCUACAUCGAGCACAUCUUCGAGAUCUCGCGCCGCCCCGACCUGCUCACCAUGGUGGUGCAGUACCGCACGCAGGUGCUCAAGAUCUCCGAGGAGGACGAGGUGGACACCAAGCUCACCCGCAUCCCCAGCGCCAAGAAGUACAAGGCAGACAUCAUCCGGCAGCCCUCGGAAGAGGAGAUCAUCAAACUGGCCCCCCCGCCCAAGAAAGCCUGAGCGGGGGGCGAGGAGGAGGAGGAGGAGGAGGAAGGCUGUGUGUGUGUGUGUCCCCCGUGUUCCCCUGCCACCUCUCCGGCCCUGGGCAG
Messenger RNA from Colius striatus (speckled mousebird), 1403 nucleotides. RefSeq names its product proliferation and apoptosis adaptor protein 15 (gene PEA15). The transcript has 4 exons. Bases 919 to 1314 code for a protein of 131 amino acids. Gene Ontology annotation, biological process: regulation of apoptotic process; MAPK cascade. Gene Ontology annotation, molecular function: protein binding. The record is from RefSeq and is a predicted model, not a curated record. Lineage: Eukaryota; Metazoa; Chordata; Aves; Coliiformes; Coliidae.